UAAAAUUAAAAUAUUUCCUACAAUUAUAUGUAAAAUGGCGGAUCAGUGGCGAUUAACAACGUCGGACUUUUUGACUCAGUUAGCUACGUUGGCCUUUUUAAACGGAGGGGAAGAAGGAAAAAAUCUUUACAACAGCUAUCUUGUCGGGCGUACGGGAUACGAAUUAUAUCAAAGAUUAAAAGAAAAGUCUGUUCCGAAUGAAGCUGAAAUUCUUAGGCAACAAACAAUUUCAAGUAUUGCAGAGUAUGUAAAGAAGAAUCCUCGAGCAUCAGAAGGUCAAUUGAAGAGUGAAUUAAACAGACAAAUCACAUCAUUUGCCAAAAAUGUUGCUGCCUUAGAGAAAUAUAAAUGAUUCUUACACUUACUUAUCUACUACAUUAAUUAAUUCAUUUGUGCUGCUGUGUAUUAUUGUUUAUUUAUCAACAUUAAUAACUACAUUCAUUUUGAAGUUUUUGGAAAUGUAUUGCGUUGUGAAUUUUAAUUAGCCAGUAAAUUGCACUCAAAAUAGUCAGCACUGUAAUGAUGACAAAGGUUCUAUUACAGUAUGGUCGAAGAAUCUCUUUAGAAAUGACAUCAAUGCCUUUAUACUAAUGUAAGAGAUUUUUUGUAGAGUAAUUGAUAUAUUUCACUCAUGAAAAUACAUAUAAUUAUGAUAAACACACAAUGUUUUUGAUCACUUAUUUAAUAUCAUAUUGUUUAGCUAAAUUCUUUAUAAAUAAAUCUUAUCUCCAAAGUUUGAA
Xenia sp. Carnegie-2017 is the source of this 740-nucleotide messenger RNA. RefSeq lists its product as uncharacterized. The transcript is spliced from 3 exons. The record is from RefSeq and is a predicted model, not a curated record. The coding region runs from base 35 to 352 and encodes 105 amino acids. NCBI's taxonomy places the organism in Eukaryota, Metazoa, Cnidaria, Anthozoa, Malacalcyonacea, Xeniidae.